CCCAUCCUCUGGGUGGAGUAUAAACCAACAAGCAACGGCACCUGCGGUUUCGGAAUCAAACCCCUCUAUUAACCAUCAUCCGCAUCCUCCAUGGCCGCCCCUGAGAAACAAUCCAACGAUUCCCUGACUCAUUCGUUGUCGGGUGACCCUGACCUGGUGAAUUUCGACGGCCUUGGAGACCCUGCUAAGGCUAUCCACUGGCCACUACGGCGCAAGUGGUCCAUCAUGUUGAUGCUUUCCAUUAUGUCCUUCAUUAUGCCAUUAGCGUCUUCAAUGCUCGCCCCUGCCGUCCCAGAAUGUCUUGCAGACUUCCGUUCCACCAGCUCCAUCCUAGGAUCUUUGGUGGUUUCCAUAUAUCUUCUUGGAGGCGCCGCGGGGCCGCUAGUAAUAGCUCCACUAUCUGAGAUCUACGGACGCUCUAUCAUCUACCAUGUCACAAAUGCCCUGUACAUCGUCUUCAGUAUUGCGUGUGCCCUGAGUACGAAUCUGAACAUGUUGAUCGGGUUCCGAUUCCUCGCCGGAGUUGCUAGUGCCGCAGUUAUGACGGUUGGGGGAGGAACGGUGGCCGACCUUUUUAUCCAAGAAGAGCGCGGUCGGGCUCUUGCGAUUUGGACUCUGGGCGCAUUGCUAGGUCCCGUUCUCGGGCCCGUGAUAGGGUCUUUUUUAUCGGCAGCCAAGGGUUGGAGGUGGGUGUUUUGGUUCCUAGCAAUUGUGUCUGGUGGCAUGUCCGGCGUGUUCUUCAUCUUUCUGCGUGAGACCUCCUCAGUCAUCAUUCUCAGACGCAAGGCUGCUCGGCUCCGCAAGGAAACUGGCAAAUCUGCCCUUAGGUCCCACCUCGACGUCGGCACUUCCCCAGGCGCCGCCUUGAAGGCUGCUGUUAUUCGCCCCCUAAAGCUCGUCCUUUUCUCCCCCAUCGUUGCCGCCAUGGCCACUGUCACUGCCAUCAUCUACGGUUAUCUAUACAUCCUGUUUACAACCUUCACCAUGGUCUACAAAGAUAUCUAUGGGUUCUCCUCGGAUACGGUCGGGCUGAUCUAUCUUGGUCUCGGCGUUGGCAUGUUCCUCGGCCUUUUUGCAUUCGGAGCUCUGUCGGACUUUGUGAUCAAGAGAGAAGCAGCGCGACACGAUGGCGAGAUGAAGCCGGAGUACCGCCUGCCGCCCAUGAUCUUGGGCGGAAUUUGUCUCCCGGUGGGCUUGUUUGUCUACGGCUGGACGGCAAAGAGCCAUGUCUUUUGGUUUAUACCUAUUCUAGGGACCGCCAUCUUUGGGUUCGGUUUUAUCGUUUUCUUCAUGCCAACACAAGCUUACCUAGUUGACGCCUUCGCCCACAAUGCUGCCUCAGCUCUCGCUGCUGGGGCAGUCCUGCGUUCUCUAGGUGGCGCUUUGCUACCCCUGGCCGGAGUUCCCAUGUAUGAUAAGCUCGGGCUUGGAUGGGGGAACACACUACUUGGCCUUAUCGCCAUCGCCACCAUCCCUCUUCCAUUUUUCCUUCUGAGAUAUGGGGAGCGUAUCAGGACUUCUCCACGAUUCCAAGUCCGGCUGUAGCCCAUUCAGGAAUAGACCCCCUUGCUCUGUGUUGGAUAGACUAGCGCUGUUGUUCGAACGCUCACGUCACGGUGUAUUUCUUCUCCCAGCCCUUGGCUACAUUUUGAUUUCAUCCAGGGUGGUGUUGGUUCUUGUAACCAAUGUGAGGGCAGGGCCUCAGUUUGGAUCAUUUGUGAAGUGCUGAGCAACACUACGUGCUUAUCUACUUGCUCCUCGGGUUGCUUUCCAAGAAUACCCGCUGCCUGUCUUUCUC
Messenger RNA from Aspergillus sclerotioniger CBS 115572, 1798 nucleotides. Its product is annotated as MFS transporter. Lineage: Eukaryota; Fungi; Ascomycota; Eurotiomycetes; Eurotiales; Aspergillaceae. The coding region runs from base 91 to 1545 and encodes 484 amino acids. Gene Ontology annotation, molecular function: transmembrane transporter activity. The transcript has 5 exons. The record is from RefSeq and is a predicted model, not a curated record. Gene Ontology annotation, biological process: transmembrane transport.